UUGUCCUUAGCAAGGACAAUGUCCUUAGUGUUUUAUAGACAACAUUUUCAUAUGCAAGUUAUUAAAAGUUUGAAAAGCUAAAACACUUGUUGAUUUACAUUUUAAUGUUAAUUUACUUAACCAUCUAUUAAACGUAUCCUAGUAAAUCUAUACUCGAACUUAAAUACAUAUUUUGUGCAUAACGACAAGUUUUUUACGCAAGUUACUGCCCUUUUAAAAACAUUAUUACAUCAUUUUCCUGGGACGGAAACAUGAAGCGUAAAGUCGAUGUUUUGCGACAACCGUAGACUUGUAAGUACAGAGCAACAACCACACAUGUCGUGGCAUAUUGCUUGAGUCGAUCCUCAUGCAGUGAAGAUCUGCUACUGAGAGCAUCUCAAUGUUCAUGCGGCUUUCCAAGCGAGUAGCUACACACGUGUUGUACUGUCUUACAGCUCCAAAAUAUAAAACUAUUGUCUACAGACUCAAGCAGCAUUAAGACAUCCAAGUCUGAACUCUUGAAUCUGACAGCCACUUGUACCUCAUGAGUUUUAUGGAAUACUCCGAGUUCAUCCAAGAAGGGGACGUUGUCAUCAUCUUUCUGGGUCAUGACUCCAUGAUGCCUGUCAAAGUUCAGUCUGGGGCUCAGACGCAGACCCGCUAUGGGGUCAUCCGCCAUUCCAGUGAUCUGAUUGGGCAACGAUUUGGUUCCAAGGUGACAUGCAGUAAGGGUGGAUGGGUUUACGUGCUACACCCUACACCAGAGCUGUGGACUGUAAACCUUCCCCACCGAACACAGAUCCUCUACACCACAGACAUAGCCAAUAUCACACUGAUGCUGGAGCUCAAACCGGGCUCUGUCGUCUGUGAGUCAGGUACAGGCAGCGGCUCUCUGUCUCAUGCUAUUCUGCGGACCAUCGCUCCCACCGGCCACCUGCACACGGUCGAGUUCCACGCUCAGCGGGCCGAGAAGGCCAUCGAGGAGUUCAGGGAGCACAAGGUGUCUCACCUGGUUACCGUUAGAAACCAGGAUGUGUGCAAGGAGGGCUUUGGCGUCACGGGUGUAGCCGAUGCCGUCUUUUUAGACAUCCCGUCUCCAUGGGAGGCAAUCCCACAUGCCAAGAGGGCCAUGAAACGCAAGGGAGGACGUCUGUGUUCCUUCUCGCCGUGUAUAGAGCAGGUCCAGAGGACUUGCGAGGCAUUAUUGGACCAUGGUUUUGAGGAGAUCUGCACGUUGGAGGUUCUGCUACGGGUGCAUGAUGUUCGUACUGUCACUCUAUCCCUGCCAGACUUUGGCCCAGAAGAGGGCUCGACAGACAGCACCCAGAAGGAGGAGGUCCCAAACACUGGAAAUGCCUCUGUGGUCUGCAAAACUGCCACACCUCCAAGAGAAAUGGCAGGGCACACUGGAUACCUCACUUUUGCUACCAAACCACGGGACUAAAGGGUUAGAUCCAAACAGGUCACUUCAGGAUUUAAUUUUGAGUUCUUAUUGGAGACACUUGUAAACUGCUGGGGUUUAAGAGUAUGAGAACUACAGUCUAUGUGACUGUUUUGAAUAAAUUAAUUUCUCAACACAUAUUUUACCAUAUUGUUUAAAAACUCUAGUGCAAUACAGCAUCUUCUUUUUCAUCAUUAGUAUGUUUAAUUCUUCAAAGAACAGGGGACUGUACAUUAUUUGUUCUGAACGUGCAAAUUUUGUUUUAUCACAAUAAAUGAAAACCAUUGGAAAACAAUACCACUUGGGUUUUCAUCUCUAUGCAUCCACUACGCAAAUAUCUGACCUCUAAAAGGACACAAGAUUGUGGAAAUGUACUGUGUGCUCAGUAUGACGUCUGUCGACUUGUCUUGAUAACAUUUGUGCUUGUGUAGCGUGUAUGAAAUUAUGAAAGUUUUGUUGGUUUGAUUCUGAGGUCAUUCAUGUGCUACACAAGCUAUCAACAUUACCUUGAUUUCAGACAUCUAAUGGUUUGAAUUCAAGGUUGUUACUGGCUGUUCUGUGUUUGUGUGUGUUAUGUUUUUACUUGUGGAAUGUGAGAUACAGAAGAAUAGAACUAGAUGUGCCAAUAUAUCAUAAAGGGUGUAUCUGCGAGUCGAUGCUUGGAGCUGUUUUCGUAUCCCCCACCCCCCGAUCCACAGUUAUGAUUCGUGAUUCCAUAAAAGGCUGCUUUCCAUAAAGUGCUCUCAUGCUUUUACAAAUAUUAUUUGCUCUUUAGUCUUUAAUCCAUCAUACAAGACAAUAUAGGCUAAAGAAUGCAAUCAUACUACUUAUAAAGUAUUGUGCAUUACAUACUCAUAACAUAUAAUUCAGACUAUAAAGUAUAUAACAAAAUCGAAUGUGGAAGUGUUUUCAUGUGUUUUUUGCAUGAUUAUUACAUUGCAUGUUUAUUUUAUCAAGUCACUUCCAUAUAUAAUUUCUUAUUUUUUGCCAUAAUGUCAUGACCUAAUGUUCAAUUGAAAGUUGAUAUGAACAUUUUUGGUUGAUAAUUGCUGAUAAAAAUGACAUACUGUGCACUGCAUGCAAUUCUGAACUCAGCCACAGUCUACACUCUGUAAGAGCUCUGUAUUUUGUUAUUCCCCUAAAUGUGCUGUUACUGAAAGGAAUUGUGGUUAUGCAAUGUUUCAACUUGUGUAAAGAAGUCACUCGUGUGAUGAUUUAUUGCAUCCAUAUGUGGGGUGGAGAGUUGAUGCUGUAACUGUAGCUCAGUUUGUAUUAGCAUUGUGUUAGCAGCACACAAGGUCAUGGGUUCGGUUUCAAAGGAACACACAUACUGAUAAAAUAUGUUCCUUUUAUGCACUGUAAGUUGCUUUGUAUAAAAGCGUAUUCCAAAUGCAUAAAUGUAACGCUGGGUCUGGGUGGCAUGUGUUAUUUUCAAGACAUCUGUUUCCUGUUAACGUACCAUAUACAGUAAGAAUGAGAACACACCUCUUCAGGGCUGUGUCUAAACAAGAGCACAAUCCUUUGGAAUAGCAGCUUUUAGCCCCUACAAAUCCUCACACACGACUUUAAUCUGUUUGUUGGCACGACUUUGGGUUCAUGUUCUCAAACACAAUGCAGGUACUGAUGUGGUGGGUUGUCAGCUUGACAUAUGGGUGCAAUGGUAGAGCAAAGUGCAGAAAAUUUUAAGGAAUGUACAGACAUUAUAAUAUAAUUUUUGAUCAAUCCUAAAGCACACACAAAAUAAAAAUCAAAUCUAGUAUAAUUUUUCCGAAUUGUAGUUUAUGUACUUGGCAUUAAUCUUUUUGCUAAUUGAAUAAAAGU
Triplophysa rosa is the source of this 3241-nucleotide messenger RNA. It is a transcript of the gene trmt61a, whose product is annotated as tRNA methyltransferase 61A. Gene Ontology annotation, cellular component: tRNA (m1A) methyltransferase complex; nucleus. Lineage: Eukaryota; Metazoa; Chordata; Actinopteri; Cypriniformes; Nemacheilidae. Bases 524 to 1423 code for a protein of 299 amino acids. Gene Ontology annotation, biological process: tRNA methylation. The record is from RefSeq and is a predicted model, not a curated record. The transcript is spliced from 4 exons.